CCAAAGUGCCGGCGAACCAAAUGCUUCAAUGCAAGUUGAGCGCUCGUCGAGACGCAUCCGGGCGAGAGACUUUCGUCGAGAGCGUUUUUUCUCCAAGUUCCGGCGCGAAACGGAGGAAAAGGUUCAAUUGACGAAGAGAAAUCGAAUCAAAUCGCGGUGUCCGAUCGACGUGAAAAAUCCGAUCGGUGGGAAUUUAAUAAUCGAGUGGAAAAAUCGAUGAGGCAAGAUGGCAGGGUAUAUCGAUCUUGGUGCGUCCUUUAUUGUCCUUCUUUUGAUGGUCCACCUGGAGCAGCUGCAACGAGCAGCGGUCGUUGAGGGAAAAAUGGAAGACCAGUUCAAGAAAUGCUGCGACCUCGGUACUUCUUGGGCGAGCGAGGGUCUUAGGUGCGAAAUUGUCGGCCCGGUGGCUGGAGUGCCGAGGGUGGAGCAGGGUCUCUGCCUGGAGAUCGUAGACAUCUGUUGCAUUCGAGCCUACCACGAGUUGGAAUGCGAGAGGGGAAAAGCGGAUGCGCGUCAAGGUCUCGCGUGUGUGACGAGCACGAGCUCCAAGAGCGAGCGGACACCCAAUCGCAGCGGUCACCAUCGCGACUGUUGCGAGGGUUGCAAGCUAGGUCUCCUCGCGGGAUCCAUGGAUCAAGGAUGCUCCUUCAAAAGUUUCUCUUUUGGAAUACCAUGGGAUCCUGCGUUCUUGGAGUGUUGUCGUGAAACGUCGCCGAGCUCCACGACGGAUCUUACGAGUGAACCAUCGAGCGAAAGCACGGAAUUCGAUCUGGAUUUCUUGUCAUCAUCGUCGCCUUGGCCGUCAUCAUCACCGUCGCCAUCAUCGUCAUCGUCACCAUCAUCGUCAUCGUCACCAUCAUCGUCAUCGUCACCAUCCUCGUCAUCGUCGCCAUUAUCAUCAUCAUCAUCAUCAUCACCAUCAUCAUCAUCAUCACCAUCAUCGUCAUCGUCACCAUCAUCAUCAUCAUCAUCGCCAUCAUCAUUAUCGUCACCAUUAUCGUCAUCGUCGCCAUCAUACUCAUCAACGUCGUCAUCACCGUCAUUGUCAACCUCAUUAUCAACGUUUUCACCUUCAUCGCCUUUAUUUUCCACACCGUCGGACGAUCCAUCUUCUGUACCAUCGAAAUCCACAUAUUCGGUCCCAACUCCAGAGUUGGACGAUAUCUGUCGACUUAUGCAAGGCAUGCUUUGUUCUGACAUUUGCGUACCGACGCCAGGCUCGUAUUAUUGCAAAUGCCGCGACGGUUUUACUUUAUUGGAGGACGGGAAGACUUGCAGUCAAGAUCUGCCGACUGACAGAUGCAAAUCGACUCACCCCUGUGAACAACGAUGCACCGACAAUGGGGUGGCUGUCAUAUGCAGCUGUAAUCCAGGAUACGACUUGGCCGAUGACGGACGUUCGUGUAUUCCAAAGUCGCCCAAGGAUAAGAAGAAACCAGAUGCAGAGGACGAGGAUAACGAAUUGUCACCGUUGUGUCCAUCGGGUUAUCGUUAUAAUGCCACUAAUCAGGUGUGCGACGACGUAGACGAGUGUCUGGAGCCGGACACGUGUCUUGGUGGUAGAUGCCAAAACACCAUAGGAUCGUACGUCUGCAUCACAGUGAGAUCCGCCAAAAACGCACCCUACGAAGCUUGUCCCCCGGGCUAUCAAUGGGAGACACGUACAGGUUUAUGCGUAGAUAUCGACGAGUGCACCGUCUUAUCGGACGCUUGCGCUGCUGAUAAACCAUUUUGCGUCAACACGCAAGGUAGUUACACGUGCCUGGAGAAGACCGGGGUGAAGUCUUGCCCCGCGGGAUUUAAGUUUGACAGAUCGUUGCAGCAAUGCAGAGAUGUGGACGAGUGCGCGGAGGCUAUUCACAGCUGUCUGACAGAUGUCGAGCAAUGUCGGAACACCGAGGGUGCUUACGAGUGCGACAUGAAGUGCGGGAACGGAUUCACGUACAAUAUCGGUUUGGGUACUUGUGUCGACAUAGACGAAUGCAUCGAAUCGAACAAUCCGUGUCCCGAUCCCAGCACGAUAUGCGUUAACACGGAAGGUGCAUACAAGUGUAUGAAAACUCUGUCAAGUGUACUUCCGGUUAUCCCGAUCGAGAAGAAUCCCACAAUGGAUCUUGCCGAUCACCGAAAGAACGCUCGACCGAUUUGUUCCGCGGGGUACAAACCGUCAAACGACUCUGGAAUGACGAAAUGCGUCGACGUCGACGAGUGCAGCGAACAAUUGUACUCUUGCGAGCACAACGAGCGUUGCGUCAAUGAACUGGGUAGUUACAGAUGCGUACCAGUUGAAAAGAGCGAGAAUACAUCCGCCACGGAGAGCGAUGACGAUCAACGCGACGAUGGACGUAGCCAAGGCUACAAGUCGGCAGGAACGAGCAGCGUUAUUUCGCCAGUCAUGAACGAGAUCGAGGAUUGCGGCAGCGGAUACUUUUUCGAUAGAAAAUCUCGUCGCUGCAUCGACGUCAACGAAUGCGUCAACGGAAUAGCGGCAUGUGGAAUAGGCGAGCGUUGCGUCAACACACAAGGUAGUUAUCGAUGUUUCCCGACUUGUCCAUCCGGUUUUCGGGCGCGCAACGACUCCCGAUUCUCCGAUGAGGCUGAAGGAUCUUGCGAGGAUGUGAACGAGUGUGCGCUUGGUUUGCACACCUGCAACACGUUGACUCAUUAUUGCCUAAAUACGAACGGUUCCUACGUUUGCGAAGCGUUCACCACCACUACCAGCACCACCAGCACUACCACUACCAAGCCUAUCACUGCUAGUAGCGCAAUAACGAGGAGACCGUUCAUCGGAUCGCGUUACAACAAGGGAUACGUGUCCAGAAGUAGCCCCAGUCAAGAUCGUUAUUGGUCCACGGAACCGUGUGGACUUGGGUACAAGAGAGACGCGAAUACGGGCUUUUGCGUGGACAUAGACGAAUGCGCGGUUGGUCCAGGAUGUCGCGAUCACGAGAGAUGCACAAAUACACCAGGAGGCUACGAUUGUUCCCCUUUGUGCAGUACCGGCUGGUACUUUAGCACGACAACAAGAGGUUGUCAGGACGUGGACGAGUGUCUGUUAGGUCGACACGAUUGUCCUCAACUUCGCAUAGGUGUGAAAUGCGUCAACACCAACGGAUCCUUCGUUUGCGAAAUGAUACCUCCCUGCAGCCGCGGCUUCAGACGAACCUUCAAUGGCACCUGUUUGGAUAUCGACGAGUGCUCCGAGAACCUGCACAACUGUCGGCUUGACCUGCAUCAGUAUUGCAUUAACAAAGAGGGCGGUUUCGAGUGUUUAACGAGGCUACCCACUUGCCCGUCCGGGUACCAAUAUUCUUUGGGCACUCGACAAUGUGAGGAUAUCGAUGAAUGUUUGACCGGGCAAUACAAGUGUGACGCAAAGAUCUCCGAAAGGUGUGUCAAUCUGCCGGGUACAUACAGGUGCGAAAGAUCUCCUCCCCCUCGUCAACGUCAACGACCUGCUUGUCCUUCCGGCUAUCGAUAUCACACUCGCUUUCGCAUGUGCACAGACGUGGACGAGUGCGCGGAGGGAAUGCAUUCGUGCGGCGACGAGAUCUGCUACAAUCAACCGGGUGGUUACAGCUGUGCAAAACCGCCUGUCCCUAUCCCAGUCACCAGGAAACCACCCACGACGGCGAUGCCGGCAUCGGCAGAUCAAAAGUGCAUGGACGGCACCAGGUUUGUGAGAAACCGCGGCUGCGUCGACAUCAACGAGUGCAGGGAAGUCGAGGACGCUUGCAGCAGCAACGAGGAGUGCAUCAACACCAUGGGCAGCUACGUUUGCACUUGCAAGACUGGUUUUAGGCGUGACAAUCUUACGCAGGCUUGUGUCGACAUCAACGAGUGUCAAUUGCAGGAGAAUAAUUGUCUGCCGACUCAAAGAUGCGACAACACGAUCGGAAGUUAUACGUGCGUGCGUUUCCUGCCAUGCGGUACCGGCUAUACCCUAAACGCAGCCACCGAGAUCUGCGAGGAUGACGACGAAUGUAUCCUUGGUACCCACGAUUGCGGGCCCGGGUAUCAAUGCAGAAAUACUCUGGGCUCGUAUCGCUGCGAUCGUAUUCCGCGCAUACCGACUUCGCAGGCUCGUACAUCGCCGAUGACGACAGCGCGGAUGACAGCGAUGACGACGACGACGUCGACGACGACGCCGAACCCGGCCAAUCCUCAACCAAAUUGUCCACGCGGCUUCGAGCCCGGCUCUGGUGGCAAGUGCAUGGACAUAGAUGAGUGCCAGAGAACGCCGAAUAUUUGCGGCAGAUCUAUGCAAAUGUGCAUCAACACUCUGGGAUCAUACAGAUGCAUGUCCAGAGUACUCUGCGCGCCCGGUUACACCCUGGACCCCGUGUCCGAGCAGCGUUGCAUCGACGUGGACGAAUGUCGGGAAGGUACACAUGAGUGCGGAAAAGGGCAGACUUGUGAGAACAGACUGGGUGGAUAUCACUGCAUUUGUCCGUCCGGUCACGCGACCGGCCCGAACAAUGACUGCGUUGACAUCGACGAAUGUAGCAUUUAUGGCAGCAGAAUUUGCGGAUCCAAUAGCCGCUGCGAGAACACCAUUGGCUCUUACAAAUGUUUGUGCGACGAGGGCUUUGAAAACGUCGGGGGUGCCUCCGGCGCUUGCCAAGAUAUCGACGAGUGUGAGCGAACAGCUGGGCUCUGUCAGCACAUGUGCAUGAACGUUUGGGGCAGCUACAGAUGCGGAUGCGAAGCCGGAUUCAGGCUGAACACAGACAAUCGAACCUGCAGCGACAUCGACGAGUGCACGGAAUUCAAGGACGACAAUCUCUGCAUCGGCAUCUGCGAGAACACCCCGGGCAGUUACACGUGCAAGUGUCCCAAUGGAUAUAGGCUCGGUAUCGAUGGUCGAGCUUGUCAAGAUAUCGACGAGUGCGCGACCGGCCAGGUCUGCAGGGAACCGGACGAGAUGUGCCAGAACAUGCGCGGCAGCUUCCGCUGCAAUCGGAUAGAGUGUCCCUCGGGAUAUCACCGGGACCCCGUGAGGAAAAACCGCUGCGUACGCUCCGCGAAAUAUUGCCGUGUGGACGAUCUGUCUUGCCUUCGGUCACCCUCGCAUUACUCCUACAACUUCAUCACCUUCGUGAGCAUGUUGCCGAUUCCGUCGACCGGCCGACUGGAGCUAUUCACCAUGAGAGGUAGCCAUCAGCCCGACUCGAUGAUACAAUUCACCAUGGCUUUGGUGGACGUGCGAGCACCACCGGGUAUCUCGCGUGCCACCGAGUCCUGCUUCUCCCUGAAGAAACCGUCGUCGUCUCAGGCGGUCCUGGUGCUGACGCGCAGCAUCCCGGGUCCGCAGGAGAUCGAGCUGGACCUUAGCAUGGAGAUCUAUCACAACGCCUUGUUCGUCGGCAGCGCGGUCGCCAAGAUCUUCAUCUUCGUUUCGCAGUACGAAUUCUGAGAAGGAGAGGAUUCCUCGAAUAGAGGUAAGAUUAGUGGAAAGAUUAAUAGAGAGACGGAAGAUGAUCGUAGAAUAAAAUGAUGUAAUCUCGUAUUCUACGCGACAAUUUCUUGGAAGAUGUGGAAUCUUUUCCGAGUUUAAGGAUUGUAAGGAUUGAACGCGCACAAGUUUUAUCGAAUUUAAGCAUAUUAGUCUUCAUCUUCCAAGGAGAUGGAACAAAUUAACAUUUUAAGCGAUAUAUGUUUAAGCAUUUAAUGGUACGAGUUUUUUUAUUGUUUGCUCAUUUUUAGAGAAAAGAGAAAAAAAAACGAAACAUUCAAAUAAAUAUCUCAUAUUUCAUUCUACACUAGUAUUUUAACAGUAGAUGUGUAUAAAAAAAAAAAUUAAAUGUACAUAUAUAUAUAUAUAUAUAUAUAAUUUCUUGUAAGUUACAUGUAAAGGACUUGGAAUAAACUUAUGUUAGAUGUGAA
Messenger RNA from Nylanderia fulva, 5886 nucleotides. The record is from RefSeq and is a predicted model, not a curated record. NCBI's taxonomy places the organism in Eukaryota, Metazoa, Arthropoda, Insecta, Hymenoptera, Formicidae.